UUGUCUUUAAAUACUCAAAAGAAAGUUCGAAGUAUCAUGGUCACCCUACAUGCAAAUGUUGCAAUGAAGUGAAAGUCAGCCUCCAAGAUCUCGCCGCAUACGCCAGAACGGAACCUGACAUACAACAUGGGUGCGUCUCAUAGCGAUCAACCCAAUCAAAGUAAGGCCGACGUGGUCGCGAGAAUACGAAGCAGAGUGGAGAGUGUCGAUCCAAAUAAAGCGAAAGAACUAGGAGGAGUCUUCCUCUUCAAUAUCAUUAAAGGAACGUCAGUUUUUUCCUGGACACUAGAUCUCAACAAUGUCACGGUAUACGAAGGGGAACCAGACGAAGAUCCAGAUACAACGUUUACUCUUAAUGAGCAUUAUUUCAAACAGCUGGUCUUCGGCAAGGAGGAUCCGAGAGUGAUCAUGCAGGCUGGUAGAUGUUCCGUCACUGGAGAUAUCAUGAGGGCAAUGAAACUUGAACCAUAUAUUAAACUAGAAUAGAUAUAGUUA
This is a messenger RNA of Vanessa tameamea, 495 nucleotides long. RefSeq lists its product as uncharacterized. Bases 127 to 486 code for a protein of 119 amino acids. The record is from RefSeq and is a predicted model, not a curated record. The transcript is spliced from 3 exons. Gene Ontology annotation, cellular component: cytosol. NCBI's taxonomy places the organism in Eukaryota, Metazoa, Arthropoda, Insecta, Lepidoptera, Nymphalidae.